Molecule: messenger RNA, 1339 nt
Organism: Sphaeramia orbicularis (orbiculate cardinalfish)
Lineage: Eukaryota; Metazoa; Chordata; Actinopteri; Kurtiformes; Apogonidae
Product: myosin light polypeptide 6
Exons: 8
Coding region: 16-792 (258 amino acids)
Cellular component (GO): myosin II complex
Molecular function (GO): calcium ion binding; structural constituent of muscle
Source: RefSeq, a predicted model, not a curated record
UAAGAAAGGCUAAGAAUGGCUCCUAAAAGAGAAGCCUCCAUUAAGAAGUCACCUUCACCAGUGGCACAGCCCAGACUGGGACCCCCUUUCCCCUGCCUCCCUGCCACUCCUCAAAGUCCAAAACCAGCUCCUGAGCUGAAGCCGAGGAUGCUACGUCCUUCAGAUUCACCAUUUGAUCCCAGUACUCUGGAGGCCCGCCCUCUGUUGUACGUGGUGCGUGCUGUGCGUCAUCACGCACGGCCGUCAGAGUUUUCCUUUUCUCCCCCUGCUGUACUCAGAAGCCCGUCACAUUCUUUGCUUGGCCGACGCCUCGGACACACCUCAGCUCAAACAGCCAUGUGUGACUUCUCGGAAGAUCAAAUCCUUGAGUUUAAGGAGGCCUUCCUGCUGUUUGACAAGACAGGAGAGGGUAAGAUCAGCUACAGCCAGGCUGGGGAUGUCAUGCGGGCCCUGGGACAGAACCCUGUCAACGCUGAGGUGCUUAAAGUCCUGGGCAAUCCCAAGGCUGAGGACAUGAACUCCAAAAUGCUGGACUUUGAGCAGUUUCUGCCCAUGUUCCAGGCUAUUGCUAAGAAUAAAGAUCAGGGCUCCAUGGAGGAUUUUGUGGAGGGACUGCGUGUCUUUGACAAGGAGGGCAAUGGCACAGUAAUGGGAGCAGAGCUACGUCACGUCCUCACCACGUUAGGUGAGAAAAUGACAGAGGAAGAAGUGGAAACGCUCUUGGCAGGACAUGAAGAUGCAAAUGGUUCCAUCAAUUAUGAAGCAUUUGUCCGCCACAUCAUGUCUGGCUGAAGGCCGGUACGGGUAUACUAUGAGAUGAACUGGUCAGGAUGGUCAUGAAUGGUUGAAGAUGACGAGCAUCUGACUUUUUUUACCCUGUCACAUGUACCUUUUUUGCCGUUUGCUUGUACAGUCCCUCCAGACAUUUCCACAGAUUCAUUUUAAACAUUUAAUUUAAGAAGUGCCUUUACAUUCCCUGAAAACAUCAUAAAUUGGCCUGACAAAACAUGUGCAUGCAGCUUUGUGCUUGCAUUGUUUGCAAUAACAUUCCAAGAUGCAGCACUUGAGACCACUUAAAUUUGGAUAAUGAUGAUGAUAUACUGUAACUAUUGAUACCUGCUGUGUCAACACGGGAAGGGACAUUAAUAUAUUGUAGUAACUUUCAACAACCUACUGUAUUAUUGGCUAAGACUGGCUCUGAAAACUGAUAUUGCUGUAAUACAAUAUAUUUAAAGCCAUAGUAUUGAGGUAAAAGGAUACAUUUCUAAUGGAUUCACUCAUUUUUAGUCACUCUCAUUAUUUGCUGCAUUUAAAUAAAUGUUUUUUUCCUGAAAACCCA